This is a messenger RNA of Argentina anserina (silverweed cinquefoil), 3738 nucleotides long. RefSeq names its product putative disease resistance protein RGA1. Gene Ontology annotation, molecular function: ADP binding. The record is from RefSeq and is a predicted model, not a curated record. Lineage: Eukaryota; Viridiplantae; Streptophyta; Magnoliopsida; Rosales; Rosaceae. Gene Ontology annotation, biological process: defense response to fungus. The transcript has a single exon. The coding region runs from base 23 to 3499 and encodes 1158 amino acids.
UCAGUUCUGUCUGCUGCUAGAAAUGGCAGACCUAGUCUUGUCCCCAGCUUUGCAAGUGAUCUUUGACAGAAUAGCAUCCCCUGUCUUACAAAAGUUCGCUGACGUGUGGGAUCUCAAGGACAACCUCCAGAGCCUGAGAGAGACCUUGAUCCUAAUUCAGCCUACGGUAGAGGACGCGGAAGAGCAACAAUUCUCGAACAAAGCUGUCAAAAUUUGGUUGUCGAAGCUCGAAAAGGCAGCUUAUGAUGCUGAGGACGGACUUCAGUACUUGACUGCUGAAGGUUUGAGGUCUCACGCUUUUAUUCAACAACUUGAUGAUCUUAUAAAUUGUUCCCACAUUAAACAGCUGCUUCUUGCAUUAGAGACUACUGUAAAUGAGGGACUAGUUAAGUUUGCUUCUAAAAGGACUAGUAUGGUAGAUCGUGGAUCUUCCAUAUGGGAGACUAGCUCUUUUGUCAUCAAGUCACAGAUAUAUGGAAGAGAGGAUGACAAAGAGAGGGUCAUGAAACUGUUGUUGUCUUCUCAAGCUUACCAGGAAGGAUAUGCCACGAUCAUCCCAAUAGUUGGUAUUGGAGGAAUUGGUAAGACUACUCUUGCUCAGUUAGCCUAUAAUGAUGAGAGAGUAAUCCAAAACUUUGAUGUUAGGAUGUGGAUAUUUGUGUCUGAUGAUUUCAAUGUCAAGAAGAUCAUGAGGACAAUUAUUGAAUCUGUAACUAAAGAGGAGUGCAAGUUCUCAGACAUUGAACUGCUUCAGUCCCGGCUUUGGCAUUUGCUGCACAAUAAAAGAUACCUCCUCGUGCUGGAUGAUGUUUGGACUUCACAUCACAGUGACUGGGACAAACUAAAACCUUUGUUUAGAGGGGGUGUUGAUGGAUGCAAAGUCAUUGUUACCACCCGCAAUACGAAAACCGCAGUCAUGACAGACUCACUGAAUUCUCCUUUUUAUUUGAAGGCCUUAGAGGAAGAGGAUUGCUGGGCUUUGUUCAAGCAACAAGCUUUUGGACACCUUCUUCCCAUUGGGAAGCAGAUUGUCAGAAAAUGUGGAGGUGUGCCAUUAGCAGCAAAAAGUUUGGGAAGUGUAAUGCGCUUCAAAAGAAAUCAACAACAGUGGUUGUUUAUGCAAAACACUGAACUUUGGAAACUAGAUGUCAGUGAAUCAGACAUUCUUCCUGCCCUCAUGUUGAGUUACUUUUAUCUACCAUUACAUCUUAGAAGAUGCUUUGCCUUCUGCUCAAUAUUUCCAAAAGGUUAUGAAUUCAACAAGCACAAGUUAAUUCAUUUGUGGAUGGCAGAAGGGUUAUUGGAAGAUGAGAGCAAGCGACCUGAACAUGUUGGUGAUGAAUACUUCACCCAUUUGUUGUGGAUGUCUUUCUUUCAAGAAGUAGAUCGAUGUGAUGGUGGUGGUGUAAGUGCGUACAAAAUGAACGAUGUCAUUCAUGGCCUCUCACGGUACGUUGCAGGUAACACACACAUGAUUUUAGAAAAUGGUCUCCAACCAAAGAAUGUAGAGGAAAUUCGGCACUCCUCUGUUGUUUAUAAAUAUAGAGCCAUUACAAUUCCAGGAGCUCUGUAUAAAGCACAACACUUGCGAAGUAUGUUAUAUAUAGGAGAAUCUGGCUGGAUAAAGAACAUUGAUAAAAUGUGUUCCAGUUUUGUAUACUUGCGUAUGCUAGAUUUGAGCAGUUGUGAUGUUCAUGAGUUGCCAGAAUCAUUGGGGGACUUGAUAUGUCUGAGAUAUCUUGACCUGUCAUAUACACCUAUAUUCAGGUUUCCUUACAGUGUUGAACUCGUGUCUCUGCAGACUUUAAACCUCCUUGGUUGCAGUAAUCUCAAGUGGUUGCCUUACUUGGCAAACAUGACAAACCUAAGACAUCUUGAUAUAACUGGAUGCAUAAGUUUGACUAAGAUGCCUUUUGGUAUUGGAAAACUUCAUCAACUUCAGACACUGCCAUUGUUUAUUGUUGGACAUAGCAGCUUAGGCCUUGAGCUGGGUGGUUUGAAUCUUUAUGGCGCGUUGAAUAUCACAAACCUAGAGAAUGUAACAACAGCAGUCCAAGCGAAAUCAGCGGGACUGAAGAUGAAGGAGAAUAUUGAGUCACUGGGACUAUAUUGGAGAGGCGAAGAUGUGGAUGAAUCAUUGAAGUUAAAACUACCUAAAGCCCCACCAGUGGCAGACAUAACAGGAUCUCAGGGUUUGUCACAGAAUUCUGAAGAAGUUCUUGAAGCCUUGAGACCACAUGACAAUUUGGAGAUGCUAGUCAUAAAUGGCUAUCCAGGAACUAGACUACCUGAUUGGACUCUCCCGAAUCUAAUUGCAAUUUACAUGAAGGACUGUGGAAACUGUCAAAAUCUACCAGCUUUUGGGAACCUCCUCUUACUUAAAACUCUUUCUCUACAAGGAAUGGAUAGCAUUGAACACGUUGGUGCACAUCUCUAUGGUGAUGGUACAAGCAUACCAUUCUCGUCGCUUGAAGAGUUAUCUCUCUGUGACAUUUCCAACUUGGAAGAAUGGUUGAGUGCAAACAACAGAGCUUCAUUCCCGAGACUGAGGAAGUUGACCGUUAAUAGAUGUCCCAAAUUAGCACAUAUACCAUUGCCUGAAUCUCUUCAACAUUUGGAGUUGCGUGGUUGUAAACUAAGUUUGAUGUCCAUAUCAAAUUUAAGUUUUCUUUCUGUGCUCGUCUUAGACAAUAUUCCAGGCCUAUCCUCCCUCCCAGAAGGACUUAUAGCUUCAGCUCAUCUGUCUUCCAUCAAAAUCUUGUCCUGCCCCAAGCUUCGUUCCCUGCCUUUGGAGAUGGGGAACCUUAGUGCUCUAAAAUCAUUCAUCAUUCGCUGGUGUCAAGAGCUCUCCUUUCUGCCACAAAGUUUGCAGAACCUCAAAGCUCUGGAGUCACUGGAAAUUGGUGAUUGUCACAGUAUAAUAUCCAUGCCGGAUGGUGCAAUUGGAGGCAUGAACUCCCUUCGCUCUUUAUCCAUUGAGAACUGCAGUGGUCUGACUUCCUUGUCCUCGAGUUUGGAACAGCUUACAUUCCUUGAGCAUUUGACCAUUAUGUAUUGUCCAAGUCUCGGUUCUUUUCCCGAAGGGGUGCAACACCUCUCUGCCCUUCGAAGUUUGACAAUCCUGAGUUGUCCUUGGUUCGACUCUCUACCGAAUGGCUUACAAGAUAUGAGGAUGCUGCAUUGUUUGGAGAUUAGUAGCUGCACAAAUCUGACAGCUUUGCCAGAAUGGUUUGAGAAUCUUGAUUCGCUUAGAUCCUUGACCAUAUCUGGUUGUCCUAAUUUACAAGCAUUGCCAGCAGGUCUAAAAAAUCUCACUAAACUCCAGCAUCUCUCUAUCCAAGAAUGUCCGGAGCUUGAAGAAAGAUGCAUACAAGGAAGCGGAGAGGAUUGGUUCAAAAUAGCUCAUGUUCCACAUAUGUACAUCGGUUCUCCUCAGAUCAGUCCAUCCAGUGAAGCAAGCACCUCAGGAGGAUCGUCUUCCCAAACAUCUGCUCAGUAAACAACUUUUACUUGGAUCAUCAUCAAUACAACAUUAUUACCAUGGCUAUCGUCACUGCUCGUGGCUCUGGUGCCCUUGCAUUCUUUAUAGACAUCAAUGAACUGACCUCUGAAUAAUUCCUUUUUCUAUGUAAUUUCAAUUAUGAACAAGUACUGACUUCAGUUACACUUCAGUCUAUUUCAAGCCUUUUCUCUAUGAGCUGUAAAAGAAAUGAGUGAAGUUUAGAGUUUCAUUUCCAA